Messenger RNA from Anopheles nili, 1589 nucleotides. Its product is annotated as cytochrome P450 6A1-like. The transcript has 2 exons. The record is from RefSeq and is a predicted model, not a curated record. Lineage: Eukaryota; Metazoa; Arthropoda; Insecta; Diptera; Culicidae. Gene Ontology annotation, molecular function: iron ion binding; monooxygenase activity; heme binding. Bases 1 to 1503 code for a protein of 500 amino acids.
AUGCUGAUCUAUCUCUUGCUGAUCAUCGUAACGGCCUCGAUCUGGUAUGUGCGCAGGAAGUACUCGUUCUGGGCGGACCGGGAUGUGCCCUACGCCCAGCCUCGCUUCCCGUUCGGCAACAUCCAGGGUAUUGGCCGGCGCCUGCAUUCGUCCCAGGCGAUGAUGAAGCUCUACAACGAACUGAAACCAUCCGGAAAAUCUUUCGGUGGAAUCUACUUCUUCACCAACCCGGUAGCGCUGGCACUCGAUCUGGACUUUGUGAAGAACGUGCUGGUGCGUGAUUUCGCACACUUCCACGAUCGAGGCGUGUACUACAACGAAAAGGACGAUCCGAUUUCGGGACAUCUGUUCAACAUCGAGGGCUCCAAAUGGACCAACCUCCGCAAAAAGCUAAUCCCGACGUUUUCGUCGGGCAAGAUGAAGAUGAUGUGUCCGAUUGUCGUGUCCGUUGGAGACCGGUUCCGAGAGUGCCUGGAGAAAUGCAUCGCCGUGGAUGCUGAGGUAGAGAUGAAGGAACUGCUGGCCCGGUUCACCACCGACGUGAUCGGAACGUGCGCUUUCGGUAUCGAUUGCAACAGCCUGAACGAUCCCGAUGCCGAGUUCCUGCGGAUGGGUCGAAAAGUGUUCGAAGUGCCUCGGGGUCGUAUACUGAAGUUUUUCUUUAUGGCCACGUUCAAGGAAUUUUCCCGACGGUUGCACAUUAAGGGCACGAGUGACGACGUGUCGAAGUUCUUUUUCAAGGUUGUGCAAGAAACGAUCGAGUACCGCGAGAAGAACAACGUGCAGCGUAACGAUUUCAUGAACCUGCUGAUGCAGCUGAAGAACAGCGGCCAGCUGGACGAUUCGGGCGAGGACGUAGGAAAGCUCAGUAUGAACGAGAUCGUGGCGCAAGCUUUCGUGUUUUUCCUCGGAGGCUUUGAGACGUCCUCGACGACUAUGUCGUACUGUUUGUACGAGCUUUCGUUGAAUUCGCAGAUUCAGGAUCGAGCCCGGCAGUGUGUGCUGGAUGCGGUGCAGAAGCAUGGAGGACUCACCUAUGAUGCCCUAAUGGACAUGCCCUACAUCGAUCAGUGUAUUAACGAAUCGCUUCGAAAAUACCCACCAGGAGCUAAUCUCAUUCGGCAAGUCAGUCAGGACUAUCGCGUACCGGGCACGAAUGUAGUCUUUCCGAAGGGGAUGAACGUCAUGAUCCCGGUGUACGGUAUCCAGCACGAUCCGGAAAAUUAUCCCGACCCGGAACGUUACGAUCCCGAUCGCUUCUCACCGGAAGCGAGCCAAUUCCGUAAACCGUACAGUUUUAUCCCGUUCGGAGAGGGACCACGAAUUUGCAUUGCUGCUCGUUUUGGUAUGCUUGAAGCUCGGAUUGGCCUAUCGGUGCUGCUGACGCAUUUUAGAUUCGCUCGAUGCUCGAAAACGAACGUUCCGUUGGUGAUUUCAUCGCGCCAUGCCGUUCUCACGCCGGAAGGUGGAUUGUGGCUGAAGGUUGAGAAGCUGAUGUCAUAAGCGCCAUAUAAAGUGACAAAACAUGUGAAUUUCAAGCAUGUGACAUGAUGCCAUGAUGCACUCUAGAUGUGAUUAUUUUAAUCCUG